AUGAAAAAUGCUAAGCGUGCGAAAUGUUUUAGCCGCGUAGGGGUUGGACUGCGAGCCGGCCAGCCAGUUGCUGCAAAUCUAUGUUGUUGUGGCGCCAUAUCGUUUAGCGAACGGUUUCGUGGAUCUGGUGUAUGCACGCUGGCGACUAGCAAGAUCAAUAGCCGACUUGAUCGGCUGCUUCCGGAAUAUUUGCGAGAAACGGUUGAAUGGAUAACGAGGUAA
This is a messenger RNA of Gongylonema pulchrum, 222 nucleotides long. The record is from the annotation of a GenBank genome assembly. NCBI's taxonomy places the organism in Eukaryota, Metazoa, Nematoda, Chromadorea, Rhabditida, Gongylonematidae.